This is a messenger RNA of Phaedon cochleariae (mustard beetle), 885 nucleotides long. Lineage: Eukaryota; Metazoa; Arthropoda; Insecta; Coleoptera; Chrysomelidae. The record is from the annotation of a GenBank genome assembly.
AUGGUCACCAAGGUACUAGGAUUGGCUCUUUUGGUAGCUUGCUGCCAAGCUCUCCAGAACGACCACCACAACACACCCACCUCCUUCGUAUCAUUCAACGACAACCACAACAUGGUUCACCACAUCCAAUCAGCACCCCAGCAACACUACGCACCCCAACAACAUUACUCACCCCAACAACACUACGCACCCCAACUUCAUUCUGCAGCUCCAGCCCCCGUUCAAUACUCAGCUCCGUCUCAUUCCAACUACGCUGCCCCAUCUCAUUCCAACUACGCUGCCCCAUCUUUCUCUUCUCACCAAGCUAGUUCCUUCUCCAGCUCGAAGCUGUCCCCUUCUAGUCAGUACGGCGCUCCUGUCCAACGUUUACCCCAAUUCGCACCCCUUUCUCACCAGACAGCUGCUGUUUCAUCGUCUUACCCCUCCCACCAAGCUAGCUCUUACUCCAGCUUGAACUCGUCUCCUUCUGGUCAAUAUGCUGCACCAGCUGCCCAUCUUUCUGCUAAAUUCGCUCCUAUUUCUCACCAAGUAGCUCCUGCCGCUCACCAAUUCGCACCUGUGUCUCACCAGGCAGCCCCUGUCUUCAAAUAUUCAGCUCCUGUAUCCCACAGUGCCCCUGCCCAAUACGAAUUUUCCUAUGGAGUUCAGGACCACCACACUGGUGACAUCCAUUCCCACCAGGAGUCCCGUAAGGGAGACCACACCCAAGGAGAGUACUCUCUCCACGAAGCUGAUGGUACCAUCAGAACCGUCAGGUACAACGUAGAAGGACACAGUGGGUUCAACGCUGUAGUUGAGAGGUCAGGACACGCCCAGGCUCAGGCUCAGGCCCACCAACCCAUCAAAGCACUAGUACCAGCUCACCAACAGCAGUACCAUCAUUGA